Molecule: messenger RNA, 7500 nt
Organism: Hippocampus zosterae (dwarf seahorse)
Lineage: Eukaryota; Metazoa; Chordata; Actinopteri; Syngnathiformes; Syngnathidae
Product: retinal-specific phospholipid-transporting ATPase ABCA4-like
Exons: 50
Coding region: 194-7129 (2311 amino acids)
Biological process (GO): lipid transport; transmembrane transport
Cellular component (GO): intracellular membrane-bounded organelle; membrane
Molecular function (GO): ATP binding; lipid carrier activity; ATP hydrolysis activity
Source: RefSeq, a predicted model, not a curated record
GGAGUGUUGCUGUUUCUGUGGGCGCCACUGCUGAGCAGAGUGGCUUCCGUCGGCCGUGUGUGUGUGUGUGUGUGUGUGUCUGCGGCAUCAUCUACCUUGUCCCUCUCGCCUGGUGAUCUACAUGCGGGUACCUUGGACACUGUGCUCCCCCAGAGGUUGAGCAAAGUCACAUGAGCCCAACUGAGUGAGAGCCAUGAAGACGGGCUCUCAAAUCCGCCUGUUGCUCUGGAAGAACUGGACCCAGCGAAAAAGGCAGAAGAUUCGUUUCCUGGUGGAACUCUUGUGGCCCGUGUUGCUGUUCAUCGGCCUGGUGUGGUUGAGGAAGGCAAACCCACUCUACCAGCAGCAUGAAUGUCAUUUCCCCAACAAGGCCAUGCCAUCCGCUGGCGUGCUUCCUUGGAUCCAAGGCAUCUUCUGCAACGCCAACAACCCCUGCUUCCGACACCCCACCAGAGGAGAGUCUCCGGGAGUUGUCUCCAACUAUGAAAAUUCUUUAUUGUCACGCUUCUACACCGACAUCUUGGAGAUGUUCAGUGACACAGAGGUGCAUCAGCUGAGACUUCUGUGGCACGAAUUGGCCACAUUCUCCGAUUUCAUGGAUACGCUGCGCAACAACCCAGCUGUCAUGUCAGGUCACGGUCUGAAAAUCGAGGACAUCCUGAAGGAUGACGAGCUUCUGACAGCGUUCUUACUCCGAGAUGCCGAGCUCCCCGAGUCCGUCGUCUAUCAGCUAACCAACGCCAAGAUACGAAUAGAACAGUUUGCAUCAGGCGUCCCGGACCUUCAGCUGAAGGACAUUGCGUGCAGCCAGGCGCUGCUGGAGCGCUUCAUCAUCUUUCCGAGCCGCCACGGCCUCCACGGCGUCCGCAACGCCAUGUGCGCCCUUAGCCAGCCGCGGCUGCAGAAGAUCGAGGACGUGCUCUACGCCAACGUGGACUUCUUCAAGAUCUUCCGACUGUUGCCUGGCGUCAUGGACAGCGCGUCCGAGGGGCCGGACCUGCGGCGGUGGGGUCGCGUCCUCAGAGCGACGUCAGAGAAGAUCCGAGAGCUGAUGCAACGGGACAACUCCCGGGCGCUCAUCAAGGCGGUCACUUCUCUGUUUGGCGACGGCGGCCCUUCCGCUUUCUCGGAGCUGACCGCGUCCAUGUCCGGCCUCUUUUGCGGCUACCCAGAAGGCGGCGGCGCGCGUGUGCUUUCCUUCAACUGGUACGAGGACAACAACUACAAGGCGUUCCUGGGGGUCAACAGCAGCCGCGCCCGCGACAACUACGUGUAUGACCACGCGACCACCGCCUUCUGCAACGACCUGAUGCAGACGCUGGAGUCAAACCCGCUCACGAAACUGGUGUGGAAUUCUGUCAAGCCCCUGCUGAUGGGAAAGAUCCUGUAUACUCCCGACUCCCCUGCUGUCCGGAAGAUAUUAAAAAGCGCGAACACCACCUUCGAGGAGCUGGAGAGGCUGUACAAUUUGGCCAAGAUGUGGGAAGAAGUGGGACCUCAGCUGGAGGCUUUCUUCCAAAACAGCGUGCAGAUGAACAUGAUCAGAGACACGCUGGCAAACCCCACGGUGAUGAACUUUGUGGACAAGAGCCUGGAGGAUGCCAACGUAACUACCAAAGACAUCCUUAACUUCCUGUACAGUGGCCCGGAGAGGUGGCGAGAGGCUGGGAUGUCCAGAUUUGGCUGGAGGAACAUUUUUAACGUCACUGACCAACUUAUGCGCACCCUCAACCAGUAUGCGGAGUGUAUCAGCCUGGACAAGUUUGUGGCCUACACGGACGAAUCCCAGAUGAUCCACCAGGCCUUGCACCUGCUGGAGGAGAACAAGUUCUGGGCUGGCGUGGUAUUUAUUGACAUGUACCCCUGGACUACCAGUGUCCCGCUGCACGUCAAGUACAAGAUCCGCAUGGACAUUGACGCAGUGGAGCGCACAAACAAGGUCAAAGACAGGUACUGGGACCCGGGGCCCAGGGCAGACCCAGUGGAGGACCAGAGGUACAUCUGGGGUGGCUUUGCCUACCUGCAGGACAUGAUCGAACACGGCAUCAUUAAAGUGCACACGGGCCACGACUGGCCACUGGGGGUCUACGUACAGCAGAUGCCCUACCCCUGCUACGUGGACGACCACUUCAUGAUCACGCUGAACCGCUGCUUCCCGAUGUUCAUGGUGCUGGCAUGGAUCUACUCGGUGUCCAUGACAGUGAAGAGCAUCGUGUUGGAGAAGGAGCUGCGCCUCAAGGAGACCCUCAAGGCUAUGGGUGUGACCAACGGCGUCCUCUGGUGCACCUGGUUCAUCGACAGCUUUGCCACCAUGGCGGUCAGCACUGCGUUGCUCACCUCUAUCAUUGUGGGCGGCAAAGUGCUGAACUACAGUGACCCAUUGCUGGUGUACCUGUUCCUGCUGACGUUCACAGUGGCGACUAUCAUGCAGUGCUUCCUCAUGAGCGUCUUUUUCAGCAAGGCCAACCUGGCGGCAGCGUGCAGCGGUGUGCUCUACUUCACCCUCUACCUGCCACACGUGCUUUGCUUCGCUUGGCAGGACCGCCUCACGACCGAAAUGAAGAUGGCCGCCAGCCUGCUGUCUCCGGUGGCCUUUGGUUUUGGGACAGAGUACUUGUCGCGCUACGAGGAGCAGGGAGUGGGCCUGCAGUGGGACAACAUCCGGACCAGCCCGCUGGAGAAGGACACCUACUCAUUUCUCACCUCCGUCCUUAUGAUGGCACUGGAUGCCACGCUGUAUGUCGUCCUUGCCUGGUACCUGGACAACGUUUUUCCAGGUCAGUAUGGCAUUGGUCGGCCAUUCUACUUCCCCCUGCAGGCUUCCUACUGGUACAAACCUUCAUCUGCACCUGCUACCAGAGAUGACCCAGUUGCUCCGGAAACGCAUGUAGCAGAAAAGGACCCUGAAAGUGGCGGCACCUGCAACGGCUCAGCCAGCAGGAACGCCUGCAAGCACCAAAGCAAACGGGAGCGCCUGGAGCGGGAGAAAGAGUGGCUGAGGCUCCACGAGGAGGAGGAAGAGGAGAAGAAGGGAGAGGAAGAGGGGCAAGAAGGCCUGCUUUUGUUUGAGCCUGAUCCAGUCAGCCUGGAGUUGGGGGUACGCAUCCAGGAGCUGGUUAAGAUAUUCCCCGGAGGCUCUCGUCCCGCCGUCAACCGCCUCAGCCUCAACUUCUACGAGGGUCAAAUCACCUCCUUCCUGGGACACAAUGGCGCUGGGAAGACAACCACCUUAUCCAUCCUGACCGGGCUCUUUCCGCCCACGUCCGGCUCCGCUUACAUCUAUGGAAAAGACAUCCGCACUGACAUGGACGCUGUGCGGUCCUCCUUGGGGAUGUGUCCUCAAUACAACAUUCUCUUCAAUCAUCUGACGGUGGAGGAGCACAUCCUGUUCUACUCGCUGUUGAAGGAUCGCACGCAGGCCGAGGCGCAGCAGGAGGUCGAAGACAUGCUGGUGCACGUGGGCUUACCUCACAAGCGAGACGACGAGGCGCAGAACCUCUCGGGCGGCAUGCAGAGGAAACUGUCGGUCGCCAUGGCGUUUGUUGGCGGCUCCAAAGUGGUCAUCCUGGACGAGCCCACUUCCGGCGUGGAUCCAUACUCCAGGAGGUCCAUUUGGGACCUCCUGUUGAAAUAUCGAUCCGGUCGCACGGUGAUCCUGUCCACGCACCACAUGGACGAAGCCGACCUGCUGAGUGACCGCGUGGCCAUCAUCUCCAAGGGACAGCUGCACUGCUGCGGCUCGCCGCUCUUCCUCAAGAACUGUUUCGGCGCCGGCUUCUACCUGACGCUGGUGCGCCGCGUGAAGGACCUCAAGAAGAAGGAGAAUGACUGCGACUGCGCCUCUGAUUGUUCCUGCACCUGCUCCAUCUGCACCGGACACAGGGAUCGGUCCCAGAACAUGUGCCAGAACGCAGAACGGGUCUUGGACGGGCACCUGGACAGCAUCAACGGGCUCAUCCGCCACCACGUCCCCGAGGCCAAGCUCCUCGAGGCCAUCGGUCAGGAGCUGACCUUUCUGCUGCCCAGUCGAGGCUUCAAGCACCGCGCCUACGCCAGCCUCUUCAGGGAGCUGGAGGAGACCCUGGCCGACAUGGGCCUCAGCAGCUUCGGCAUUUCCGACACAUCCCUGGAGGAGAUCUUCCUCAAGGUAACAGCAGACGGCGAGGCGUUAGCAACCAACGCCCCCAGCGCCGCUGCAGAAGAACGAAUGCUGCGGCGGAGAAAGAAUCAAGCCGGAGUAGAUGAAGAGCGCCACGAUGCCACGCAAGCUCACAGCGUCACGUCAGAGUGCAGCGCCGGAAAAGGCUCCAGGCAGGUGAAAGGAGCGUGGCUGAUCCUGAAACAGUUUCACGCGCUACUUGUCAAGAGGUUUCAUCACGCCAGCCGCAGCUGCAAAGACGCCGUGGCGCAGAUCGUCCUGCCUGCCAGCUUUGUCCUCAUAGCGCUCAUCUUCACCACCAUCGUUCCACCGUUUGGAGAGUACCCCAGCCUGACGUUGAGCCCCUGGAUGUACGGACCACAGGUCACCUUCGUCAGUAAUGAGCAACCUUCGGAUCCAACAAUGAGGCACUUCACGGAGCGCUUCCUGGGGCGGCCGGGUCUGGGAACGCGAUGCAUACAAGGGGAACCCCCGGGGAUGCCUUGCGGCGAGGAGCCGUCCGAGUGGCAUCGUCCCGAUGUCGACCCCGUUACGGCCAACGUUCUGCAGAGUCCCGAAUGGAACCCGAGGAACCCGUCGCCGUCCUGCCUGUGCAGCGGCAGUAGAAAGCUCACCAUGAUGCCCGUCUGUCCCGCCGGUGCCGGAGGACUCCCGCCCCUGCAACGGCUGGAAGCCACGGGGGACACCAUGAUGGAUCUGACCGAGCGCAACAUCUCUGACUUUCUGGUCAAAACCUACCCAAGUCUCAUUAGAACAAGUUUGAAGAGCAAGUACUGGGUCAACGAGCAAAGAUAUGGCGGCCUGUCCGUCGGAGGGCGGCUUCCCAUCCUGGACGUGGAGCCCGGACAGAUUGGAAACGUUUUGAGUCAACUGGGGCGAAUGCUCAACAUCACCGUGGGUCAACAUUCCAGAGCGGCACUGCGGGAGCUCGGCCCUUUCCUCCGCUACAUGGAGAGUGAAUUUAACAUAAAGGUGUGGUACAACAACAAAGGCUGGCAUGCCAUGGUGGCUUUCAUGAACGUCGCCAACAACGCCAUCCUGCGGGCGUUCCUCCCCACGAGUGCCAAGCCCGUCGAGUUUGGCAUCACCGCAAUCAACCACCCGCUAAAUCUCACCAAGGAGCAGCUUUCCGAGGUCACUGUAUUGACCACAUCCGUGAACGCGGUGGUGGCCAUCUGCGUCAUCUUCGCCAUGUCCUUCAUCCCAGCCAGCUUCGUCCUCUACCUCAUCCAGGAGCGUGCCAACAAAGCCAAGCAUCUGCAGUUUGUCAGUGGCGUUAGCCCUUUCAUCUACUGGCUGUCCAACUUCUUCUGGGACAUGGUAAACUACUUUGUCAGCGCUGCCAUGGUGGUCGCCAUCUUCGUAGCAUUUGACAAAAAGUGUUACACAUCCCCGACCAACCUGCCUGCCCUUGUCGCGCUGCUCCUGCUCUAUGGGUGGUCCGUCACCCCUAUGAUGUACCCCAUGUCGUACCUGUUCGACGUCCCGAGCACCGCCUACGUGUCGCUGUCGUGCAUCAACCUGUUCAUCGGCAUCAACAGCAGCGCCGUCACUUUCAUCCUGGAACUCUUCGAGAACAACCGGUCAUUGCUGAUGUUCAAUCAGUGGCUGAAGAAAGGCCUGCUGGUCUUUCCUCACUUCUGUCUGGGCCGCGGUCUCAUCGACAUGGCCAUGAACCAGGCGGUCACCGACGUCUACGCCCGCUUCGGUGAGGAGCACUCCAACAACCCCUUCCGAUGGGACUUUGUCGGGCGGAACGUUUGCUUUAUGGCCAUGGAAGGUUUCAUCUACUUUGCUCUCAAUCUCCUCAUCCAGUACCGCUUCUUCUUGGACCACCGGCUAUCGGAUGCCAAGCGUAGCCCGGCGACAGACGAGGACGACGAUGUGGCAUGCGAGCGGCGAAGAAUCUACGAAGGCGGCAGCAAGUCGGACAUCCUGCACAUCCAAGAUCUCACCAAGACUUACGUGGGGAGCAAGAGGGCGGCUGUUGACGGGAUCUGCGUGGGUGUGCCUGCCGGAGAAUGUUUUGGACUUUUAGGCAUCAACGGCGCCGGGAAGACGAGCACCUUCAAAAUGUUGACGGGCGACACAGACGUCAGCUCGGGGGAUGCGAGCGUGGUUGGUUACAGCAUCCUGAAGGAGAUUCUGGACGUCCACCAGAACAUGGGCUACUGCCCGCAGUUCGACGCCAUUGACGAGUUGCUGACCGGUAGGGAGCACCUUGACCUGUACGCUCGCCUCAGGGGGGUGCCCGAGGACGAGAUCCCCAGGGUGGCCGAGUGGGGGAUUGAGAAGUUGGGCUUGUCGGAGUACGCCGGCCGCUGCGCCGGCACCUACAGCGGCGGCAACAAGCGCAAACUCUCCACCGCCAUCGCCAUGAUCGGUUGCCCGGCGUUAGUCCUUUUGGAUGAGCCCACCACGGGGAUGGACCCUCAUUCCCGCCGUUUCCUGUGGAACGCCAUCCUGAGCGUCAUCCGGGACGGCCGGGCUGUCGUGUUGACGUCGCACAGCAUGGAGGAGUGCGAGGCCCUGUGCACGCGACUCGCCAUCAUGGUCAACGGCACCUUCAAAUGUCUGGGAACCAUCCAGCACCUCAAAUACAAAUUCGGCGACGGCUACGUGCUGACCAUGAAGCUGAAGGCGUCCAAAGCGGGGGCGCCUCCCGACCUGGAGCUCGUGGAGACCUUCAUGGAGAGCAGCUUCCCGGCGUGCGUGCGGCGCGAGAAACAUUACAACACACUACAGUACCACAUCGCGUCAUCCUCGCUAGCCAGGAUCUUCCAGCUGGUCGUUUCCAACAAGGAGCGACUCGGCAUCCAGGACUACUCCGUCUCGCAGACCACGCUAGACCAGGUGUUUGUCAACUUUGCCAAGCAGCAGACGGCGGAGGAUGUCGUGGUCACGUCGCAGCGGCGUGGCGUGGACCGACGCAAGGAUGUCAAAAUCGCACCUGUGAAGAGGAAAACCUGAUAUGUGCUCAUUAACAGUUAACAUACUGUAUAUAUACGCAUGUGUAUAUGAAUGUGUACAUACUAGAUGGCAAAUGAAUACUGAAGCCCCCGCAGGCUGUGCAGAGGCUGUUUUUUUUUUAAAAGGAUGUUUGCAUAAAUGCAUAAAUGCACACCACAUUUCUAUGAACUGUAUAUGACAUGUACAAAUGUAAGUGCAAUGCUGUCUGUGUGAUUUGAUAUGUAAUUAUUUCAUGCUAUAUUCAUCUUGAGGAAGCAGUAUAGACAAAGUGCGGAUAACAUUCGAGUAUUAUAUUCACCACAAAUAAAAGGAGAGUGGCUUGUAAAUUUCCCCAGUGUGGGACAAAUAAAGGAUAUCUUGUCAUUGUUUAA